AUUAAUAUACAAAAGAUUUCUAAAACAAUGAUCAGUAUUAAUGUUAUAUGGAAGAAGCUACUUCUUAUAAUAAAAUAAAUUUGAAUGCAAAACUUAAAGUUUUCAAAGCUGCAGUUAAAUCAAUUAUAGAUUAUGGUGCACAGGUUUGGGGAGGUUGUGGAUAUAAAGAAGUGGAAAAAGUUCAGUACUAUUUUAUUAAAAGAUAUAAAUUUACCCAUAUAUACAUCUGCAUAUAUUAUUCAUAUAGAAAUUAACACCGUUGUAUCUAGAAAAUGUAAAAGCGCACUAUAAUUAUAUAUAUAUAUAUAUAUAUAGGUUACCCAAAAUAA
This is a messenger RNA of Nezara viridula (southern green stink bug), 329 nucleotides long. Lineage: Eukaryota; Metazoa; Arthropoda; Insecta; Hemiptera; Pentatomidae. The record is from the annotation of a GenBank genome assembly.